AUGCGCCGGGCGACGCAGACGGCCUUGUACGCGCUGGACCACAUCUGGAUCGCGAAGAUCCCCGUCGUGGCGCACGAGGACUGCCACGAGACCGGCGGCAGGCACACGUGCGACAAGCGGCUCUCGAGGACGGCGCUGGAGAAGUACUUCCCGCCCUACGACAACCUCGAGGGCGAGCCCUACAAGAGCCGCGUCGACUACGCGCAGCUCGAGAGCGAGGAGGACCCGCUCUGGCACCCGGAGAAGCGCGAGGGCAAGCGCGCGAUCUGCAAGCGCGCCGCGCGCUUCGUGGCCUGGCUCGGGCAGCGGCCGGAGACGCGCGUCGCCGUCGCCGCCCACUCGGGCUUCCUCCUCGCCCUCUUCAACGCGGUGCUGGACCUGCCGGACGACGCGCGGGGCUGGUUCGGCACGGGCGAGUGCCGCGCGGUCGCGCUCACCUUCGCGACGUAA
This is a messenger RNA of Aureococcus anophagefferens, 450 nucleotides long. RefSeq lists its product as hypothetical. The transcript has a single exon. Bases 1 to 450 code for a protein of 149 amino acids. NCBI's taxonomy places the organism in Eukaryota, Pelagophyceae, Pelagomonadales, Pelagomonadaceae. The record is from RefSeq and is a predicted model, not a curated record.